Colletotrichum spaethianum is the source of this 804-nucleotide messenger RNA. Its product is annotated as rhamnogalacturonate lyase. Gene Ontology annotation, molecular function: hydrolase activity. Lineage: Eukaryota; Fungi; Ascomycota; Sordariomycetes; Glomerellales; Glomerellaceae. The record is from RefSeq and is a predicted model, not a curated record. The transcript has 2 exons. The coding region runs from base 1 to 804 and encodes 267 amino acids.
AUGAGGCUUCAGAGCGUUGCAGCUAUCCUGGCAACGGCCGUCACAUCGGUGUCCGCAAAUCCCCUCGGCCAGGUUAGCGCACCGGAUAUCCGACAAGCCAAGCCACCCUAUUUUCUCCUCACCGGUGACUCGACCGUCGCCAUCGGCGGUGGGUGGGGGGACGGAUUUUUGUCAUUUGUUAAGUCACCUGCUGACGGAAAGAACUAUGGCAAGAGCGGUGCGACAACGGUAUCAUUUAGAGCCCAAGGUAUCUGGGAUACAGUGAUUGCAGAGGUUGAGUCGAACAAGAAUGGCUUCAGCCCGAUCGUCACGAUCCAAUUCGGCCAUAACGACCAAAAGGCUGCUGCAAACAUUUCCUUAGAGCAAUUCCAGGCAAAUCUCGAGACAUUGGCAAAUGAAGUCACAGCUGCUGGCGGAACUCCACUGCUGAUGACUAUUUCUAAGAUUCUCAUUACGUCUCUUACUCGCCGUACUUUCAGCGGCGGUAAGGUCAUCCAAAACCUUGAGAACGAGCGCAUCCGAGCAAUUGCUGCCGCUGAUGCCGUGGAUGCUACAUAUCUCGACCUGAACACUGCCAGCACUAAUUACAUCAACGCCAUUGGCAACGAAAACGGACACAAAUACGAUCUAGCGUCUGGUGAUUCCACGCACUUGAACUCUGCAGGAGGGAUUGUCUUUGGUCGCCUGGUUGCUGAUCUCCUUCUCGAGAAGCGGACGGACCUCACUGAAUUCAUCAUUGAGAACAAGGCCUUGAGCGACAAGAUCAAGGAUGGGGAGUUUGCCACCGGGGAUGAAACAGACUAA